This is a messenger RNA of Entelurus aequoreus (snake pipefish), 725 nucleotides long. Its product is annotated as vesicle-associated membrane protein 2-like. The record is from RefSeq and is a predicted model, not a curated record. Gene Ontology annotation, biological process: vesicle-mediated transport; vesicle fusion; SNARE complex assembly. Gene Ontology annotation, molecular function: syntaxin binding; SNAP receptor activity. Lineage: Eukaryota; Metazoa; Chordata; Actinopteri; Syngnathiformes; Syngnathidae. Bases 65 to 415 code for a protein of 116 amino acids. The transcript has 5 exons. Gene Ontology annotation, cellular component: SNARE complex; plasma membrane.
UUCAGGCUCUUUAAAUCCCCCCUGCCUGUCCCCGCUGGAUUAUCUCCAUCGUCCUGCCGCUGAGAUGUCUACUCCGGACGCAGCAGGCACCCCAGGAGCCCCGGACUCCGAGGGGGGGCCCCUAGCUGCGGCCCCCAACCUGACCAGCAACAGGCGACUGCAGCAGACGCAGGCGCAGGUGGACGAGGUGGUGGACAUCAUGCGGGUGAACGUGGACAAGGUCCUGGAGAGGGACCAGAAGCUGUCGGAGUUGGACGACCGCGCAGACGCCCUGCAGGCCGGCGCCUCGCAGUUUGAGAGCAGCGCCGCCAAACUCAAAAACAAAUACUGGUGGAAAAACUGCAAGAUGAUGAUCAUCAUGGCUAUUGUCGGCGUCAUAUUCUUUGGUGUCAUCUUCUUGUACUUCUUCUACUGAGUCCCACUCAGCACCUUCCUGCUCUUCCUCACGCCCUGCAAUGGCUGAUGGGUAACAUUUGGCUCUGCCUGCAAACAUCAUACAUGUCAAACUGUGACCUCCGUGUAAUUCUUUAAACCACCAGCAUAUUUGCACUGAAAGUAUUUCCUUGUCCAAUGAAAUUAUUUUGUCUUCUGUAAGAAAGCUGCCCCCUUGUGGACCAUUAAGUUACUGCUUGUUAAUUCACUUUGAUUAAGGUGAAUAUUGUGAUUGUAUUGAAAAAUAAAUUGUAUUGAAAAGCCAUUAAAUAGCCUCUAUUGUUCUUGUUUGG